Molecule: messenger RNA, 1973 nt
Organism: Dioscorea cayenensis subsp. rotundata (Guinea yam)
Lineage: Eukaryota; Viridiplantae; Streptophyta; Magnoliopsida; Dioscoreales; Dioscoreaceae
Exons: 1
Coding region: 481-1896 (471 amino acids)
Molecular function (GO): methyltransferase activity
Source: RefSeq, a predicted model, not a curated record
UUUCUUGUUUAUUUUGGUUACAACAUAUGAAAGAGAAAGACAGAACAUUGAACUGUUCAAAAGGAUGAUCACACAGCACUUGAUGCUGUUUUGCUUUGCUUGUGAGAUUGAUAAAGGUUAACACAUCCAGUAACGCAACUUCAAACCUCUGCCCAACUUUACCAUCAGAACACGAGUAGCACAGCCCACAGCCAAUGCAAUAUUCGCUCUCCCUUCAAAUAAUACUAGGACACAAACAACGCCUAACUUUCUUUUAGUCAACUCCUCGUGGUUUCAACUCUCAAACAAUUAUAUAUAUAUAUAAUAAAAGAAAGCACCUUCACAUGGUUUUGUAGCUCAUCUAUGCAAAUCAGAAGGGUUUCCGAGAUGCCUCCUUCACUGUUGCUUCUUCUCCUUCCUCUUGUUGCUUUGGGAAAAUUGUGAUAUUUAUUCAUGGUAGUAAUAUUCCAGUAAGGAUUUUUGCACAUCUUAUUAUAAGUUAUGAAGAGACUCUGUUUCUCAAGAUGCAGUAGGUUCACAAGAGUACUGGCUUUGCUUCAGAUCAUACUUGGUGGCUUUGUUAUCCUCAUCAGCAUCACAACUCUUCACCGUUUCUACUCCACUGGAUUAAUUCCCCAUAUGGGAUCCGACCCUAACGACUGCUCUACAUUCAAUACUUUGACAGAAGGCUACGCUGACUUUGACCUCAAAGCCCUGUCUGACCGUGUGGAGGAAGUGGUGACCAAGCUCUCUGACCUCCAAGACAAGCUUGAAGCCACAGUGCAAAAGAUCAACAAAGACAAGACCAAGAAGAACAGCAACAUGACUCUAACUGAGUUCAAGAGGUUCUUAGAAGAGGAUGUCAUUCCAGAACUCUAUGGAGCUCACAUAGGACUUAGACUCGUCCGCAUACCCAAGUCGGACAACAACUACAGCACUGGUUCUCCAAAAGAGGACCCAUUGAUAAACUUCUUCACCAUUGAAGAAACUCGCAAGUACAUCACAGCCAAGAACAACAGAGAAGGGAAGCUGAGCGUGUAUGGGACUAACAAGAUUUAUAACACAAUAGGCCAUGCUUGUGUUGUAAUGAGGAAGGAGCUGGAGGAGUACAUGAACUAUGACGUUGGAUCAUAUUGCAAAGAUGACUGGGAUUUAGGCCAGAAACUAAUGUUAGGUGGGUGUGAUCCACUCCCAAGAAGGAGAUGCUUGACUAGAGCGUCCAAACUCUAUCAGAGGCCAUUGCCCAUUAAUGAGUCCUUGUGGAGUUUGCCAGAUAAUAGGAAUGUCCGCUGGAGCCGGUACCAGUGCAGAGACUUCAAGUGUCUGGCAAGCAGAAACUUGAAGAGGGGAUUCUCCAAGUGCACUGGCUGCUUUGAAAUGGAGAAGGAGAAGCUCAGAUGGGUGAGAAACUCUUCUUCUGCUGAUUUUCUCAUUAGUGAGGUUCUUGCAGUGAAGCCAGGGGAGAUUAGGAUUGGUCUGGAUGUGAGUGUUGGGACUGGGAGUUUUGCUGCAAGGAUGAGGGAGUGGAAUGUGACCAUUGUAUCAACAUCAAUGAACAUUGGAGCACCAUUCAGUGAGACCAUUGCUUUAAGGGGAUUGCUGCCUUUGUAUGCUAGUUUGAGUCAGAGGUUGCCAUUCUUUGACAACACCUUGGAUUUGAUCCACACCAGUGUGUUCUUGGAUGGAUGGGUUGAUCUUCAGCUGUUGGACUUCAUACUGUUUGAUUGGGACAGAGUUCUGAGGCCUGGUGGUUUGCUGUGGGUUGACAAGUUCUUUUGCAGGAGAAAGGAUUUGGAUGAUUACAUGUACAUGUUCUUGCAGUUCAGGUACAAGAAGCACAAAUGGGUUGUCUCUUUCAAGUCUAAGGAUGAGGUUUAUCUCUCAGCUCUAUUGGAGAAGCCUCCUAGGUCAUUGUGACAUAAUACCUGCUUACUCUGUUUCUUUUUGCAAGUGAAAUUAACUCAUUUAUUAUUGUCAUGGUUUCUAAUAAUGAG